Molecule: messenger RNA, 603 nt
Organism: Malania oleifera
Lineage: Eukaryota; Viridiplantae; Streptophyta; Magnoliopsida; Santalales; Ximeniaceae
Exons: 1
Coding region: 1-603 (200 amino acids)
Source: RefSeq, a predicted model, not a curated record
AUGGACAUUGCCCAUAUUUUUGUAGGAAGACAGUGGUUGUAUGAUUUGGAUGUCUCACAUAAUGGACGAUACAACACUUAUUCAUUUAGGUGUAAUGGAAAAAGAAUUAUUUUGAAUCCAUUAGAGCCAAAAUGUGAGAAAAAGAAGAAGGAAAAGAAAGAAACUAGUGGUGAAUCCUUGAACACCAUAAGUAAAAAACUGCGUGAGCAGGAAAAUCAAGAUACACAGGUAGUGGCAGUGGAUGUUACCAAGAGGAUUGAAAUACCCCUUCCUGAAAAAGAAACAUCCUUAGAAGUAUCAACCCUACCUUCUGAGAUUAAGGAUGUCAUUUCUAGUGAGUUACCUCCUGUAAGAAAAAUUCCACAUGUCAUGGAUCUUGUUCCUUAUUCAUCUCUGCGCCAUUUACCACAUCCUAGAGUAAACUCGAGAGAACAUGAGAUCUUGAUGAAACAAUUGAAUGAAUUGAAGGAAAUUGACUUUGUUCAUAAGAGUUUAGGUCCACUUGCCUGCCCUACUUUCCCUAAUCCUAAGGAAGAUAACACGUUGAGCAUAUGCAUCGAUAAUAGAGCAAUUAACAAGAUUGUCAUUGAGAAUAGUCAUUGA